Molecule: messenger RNA, 363 nt
Organism: Clonostachys byssicola
Lineage: Eukaryota; Fungi; Ascomycota; Sordariomycetes; Hypocreales; Bionectriaceae
Source: the annotation of a GenBank genome assembly
AUGCACCUGGAUCUGGCUCAGAAACAAAAUGGUCUGCAGCAUGUAGGCGAUGCCCUUCAAAAAAUUGGCACUCGACGCCCAGGAACAGAAGUCCGCCGCAGCGCUACUGACCAGCCACUCGACCUUCGGGAUCUCCACGAGUCUUCUACACGAAGAUCUUCCUUGACGCGGCACGUUUUGUGCCGCUCUGUGGAAGUCGGCUGGUCUGGAGUCUACUCCGCGCAGUCUCUCUUUGCUCAGCUCUGCUGGACGAGGAGGGACUGCUGCUGCAAGACAAACCAGGACCAUCAUAGUCCACGCCCGUCUCCAUGUCUGGAAUCCAACACGGGCGAGGCUCCAAGUGUUCGACAUCUUUUCGUUUAG